CUGGGCAGCGCCGCCAUGGCCGAAGCGCUCCCUCUGAAGGCGCCCCUCCUUCCUCUUCUUCUCCCCCGGGAGAAGAGGCCGCGGAGGGUGCCUCGGGCCAAGGGCCUCGUCUUCCCGCCUCCUCCUCCUCCUCCUGAGCCAGAGGAUCAGGAGGGCGCCGCGCCGCCUCCUCAGCCUCGUUGUCCCGCGCUCGGGCGCCGUCGCCAAGGGCUGCCCCGGCCCCGCCAUGUCAGGACCAUCUUCCAGCCCCAGCCCCAGGAGGAGGAAGAGAAGGGGAAGAGGCGGCCCCACCGCUUCAGGCCCCCCGCCCAGGAGCAGGAGGGCAGGACCUGGUGCGACCUCUGCUGCCGCUUCAUCUGCUCCGACGGACGGCGAUGCCAGGAUUGCAAAUACACAUGUCACUCUUACUGUCAAGACCUGGUGCACCUGGACUGUCAGCAGAAUGGAAAACUGAUGGAAUACAGCUCUAGAUAUGACAAUGCAGCUGAGACGGAUGUUCAGAAAGAGAGAGAAUCCCAUAAUUACCUCAGUAAAGAAGCAACCAAGGAGAAAGUCCAAAUGUAUAAUUCGGAUGUUACUGACAAGCUAAAGAUGACAUUGAAUUCCAGUGGAGUAUACACUGGCUUCAUCAAAGUUCAGAUGGAACUUUGCAGACCUAUCACAGUACGGCCCACAAGUCUAGGAAAGCAUGGCAACAACAACGAGACCGCUUUUUAUUUGCCUAAUGGCUGUGUGAAUACCCUUCACAUAAGCAGCACUAACACUGUCCAUGAAGUCAUUGAGGCCUUGCUCAAAAAGUUUUUGGUGGCUGAUAACCCUGCCAAGUUUGCACUUUAUAAACGUUGUCACAAGGAAGAUCAAGUUUAUAUGUGUAAACUCUCAGAAACGGAACAUCCUCUCUACUUGCGGUUGAUGGCAGGCCCAAGAACAGACAUGCUUAGUUUUGUUCUGCGUGAGCAUGAAACUGGAGAAGUUUUGUGGGAAGCCUUUAGCCUUCCUGAACUACAGAAUUUCUUACGUAUAUUGGACAAGGAAGAAGAUGAGCAGUUACAAAACUUAAGACGACGCUAUGCAGCAUACAGAAACAAACUUGAAGAAGCCCUUGGUGGGGUUUGGAAACCAGGUUAAAUGGAGCCAAAGAACACUCAGGAAAAAGUGCAUUACCAAAUAUUAAGUAGCAUGCCAAACCCACUACCCAACGUGAGGAUGACUGUUCCUUUAAAACAGAUAACAAUUUUUUGACUUCAUAAAUUGACAUUCUUUAUCUGGCAUGUAGAAGCAAAGGAAAAUGGCAAUACUUGCAGACCGUAUUGUUGGCUUCAUUGUAGUUGAUUGUGUGUAAUCGCUUUUCACAGAUAUUAGGGAAUAGAGACAUUCUUUGCUUUAAUGUUAAUUUAACAUUAACAUUAGCUUUUAAAACAAAGGAUGUGUAAAUUUCAAUUUUGUUAGAAAUCCAAUCUCCUUUUAAAAUUAGGAAUAGCAUGCUAUUUGAUAUCCAAGUUGAUUUGCACUAUCUUUCUACAACUAUUUCCCUGUACUUUUACAAAAAAAUUAUUUUUAUAUGAAGAAUGUUUUCCAAAUGCUUUGUAGAAGAUGUGUGAGCUAGAGAGGGUAGAAGAAAUGUUGGAAAGAAGGUAAGAAAUGGAGAAGAGAAGGAUGUUGACAUGGAAAAGAGAUUUUGUAAGUUGAUUAAUGUAUUGAACAGACGGUUUAGCGUUUAUAUUUUGGUAUUACUGAAAUUAAUAUAUUCAGUGCUGUUGCUGAGAUAGGUUUUAAUAUAAAGGAAACAGAGCUAUGCAAAGGCUCCGGCAUGUGGGUCAUAAUCUUGAAUGUGCUUUAUAAUAUUAUGGAUACAGUAGGUUGAGGUUUGCAUGAGUGAAAAUCUGAGCAUUAUAGAAUUAAUCCAGAAUUCUUUUAAUUCACCAGCUGUUUAAAGUUGCAGUUGAACUGGUUUGGCUCAAACCUUCACUGCUAAAAAAACCCCGUAAAAUAGUAUUGUUUUCCUAAGUUUAUGUUAUAGUAAUUUACAUUUUUCCCUUCACAAUGAAAGAAGAUAAGUGCUUUAUUUAUAGUUUUAAUAUCUGUUUAAAAGUGUAAACAUUUCAAAAGCCAUCUUGGAUUCUGUACGCUGGUUACUAAGUGCAAGAUAAAUAAUGGAAGGAGGAAGAUUUUGUAUUUGACUGACUAUUUCUUUUCUAGAAUAUUUUAUCACAAAUCUGUAUGAUAAAUAAAACCAAAGAAAUGGGUGUGCAAUACAAGUUUAUAUAAAUGUAUAAACAAGACUUGCUUUUAGUUUCAUGUUUGUAGCCACCCAAAGGGGAAAUUAUUUACUUGGGAUAACUUUAAUGGAUAUAAUUUCAGUAAUCAUAUCCAGCAGUCAUAUCCCCUUCUUCUAAUUCUUUGGGCAUUAAUUUUAAAUUAUCUAAGGAAUAUUUGCCACUGUGGUGACACCUGGUGGGUGUUUGAUGCAUUGUUCUCUUGAAAAAGAGUGCCUUCAUUUUAAAUGUUUGGCUGCUUAACCCUCCUCAAAAUACUGAGGUUUGAGGGGGAAUUCUCAUGUUCAGAUUUGCCAAGACAAUCGUUGUUUAAUUUUAAAGUGUUAACAUAAAAUUAGAAGUAGAAUUAGUUAUCAGAUGAUCACUUGGCAUAUUUUGUUUGGGUUUCCUGUUUCACAUGCAAUAUUGUAGUACUGUGUGUGUGCUAAAUUUAUUGGAAACAUAAUCAAAGUUAAAGAGUUUAGUGGUGUGCAGGGUAUACUUGAUAUUAAAAUUAUUUUGUUCCGAUAGAAACUAUGUUAUAGCACUAUUUCAGUUCAAAAAUUACUGUACAUAUAUGACAGCUGUGCUCCACAUCAUUUUCUUUUGGUGUGCAAAGGCAUGCUGUCUCAUCCCCAGGGAUAGACUGAUAUGAUAGAGAAAGCAUAUUUUGCAUGUGUUUGAUUGAUGUCUAUGGAAAGAUGCAUAAACUUUUUUUAUGAUAAAGUAUCACUCAAGAAAGGAAUUUUUCAGCUGAGUCCGGCAUUCUCAGUGGGGCUUUUGCUAUUAAAAACAGGACAUUAAGACUGCAUUCAUCCCCUCUUCACCCUCUUUAAGCUUCUUCUGUGGUGCAUUCAUUUAGGUUUUGCAUAACUGGAUGCUGUUAUAUUUCAGACUGCCAGCAUUUCCCUCUUUCCAGACAAGAAGUACUGCUUUUUUUUAACCAUGCCCUCAUUCUAAUGGUAUACAUCCCGAAGCCACAUAUGAGCGAAGGCAGAUGCAAGAAGUAAUGUUGGUUGUAAGGAAUGCUGCUAAGUUGGAAGAGAAUGACAGCCAGGUGUUUGUUCUUUCUCUUGCACAUAUCCCUUGACAAAAUGGCCACAUCAGCUUGUGAAAGGCAUGUGUGUUUUGCUUUGGGUUCCCUGCCCCCAGGACUGUUCAUGGGAACAGUUAAAACUAAACUCAACCUUAAAGUUCAUUUUUCUGAUACUGUAACAAACAUUAAAUUUGGAACUUCAUGCAUCUGUUGUUUAGAUUUAAAUACUGUGUUUGAAUUUAGAAAUGGCAAUUGCCACGUAUGUGAAUUUUAUAUUUUUACUUGAACUUUGUGUUUCUGUAUUCCCCAAUCUUAUCUUGGUCUCCUACCAGUUUGCGUAAGGAAAACAGAACUCAUUUUAGUCCAAACAUUCUUAAACUUUAAACACUGGUUAAUAUACCUUUAUUUUUAAAGCUAUAAUUUGAAUUUUGAUGGUUGCUUUUUGAAAUGUAACAUUUUUGAUUUUGUCAGAUAUCUUGCAAAGUUUAUUUGAUUAUUUGUUAGCAUUCAGAAUAAGUAAGAGGAAAGUAAUGUGGGAAACACUGAAGUUAUGUUAUGUUUUUCUUUUUAAGAAACUGUACUAUUUAUUAUUCUGAAAAUCUUUUCUUUCCUUAAAAGUUGUUAAUAAAAUAGCAAGUGUUAUUCCAUCAUUAAAACUGAGGUUGACACUGGCA
Sceloporus undulatus (fence lizard) is the source of this 3965-nucleotide messenger RNA. It is a transcript of the gene RASSF3, whose product is annotated as Ras association domain family member 3. The record is from RefSeq and is a predicted model, not a curated record. Gene Ontology annotation, biological process: signal transduction. Gene Ontology annotation, cellular component: cytoplasm. The coding region runs from base 16 to 1128 and encodes 370 amino acids. The transcript is spliced from 6 exons. Lineage: Eukaryota; Metazoa; Chordata; Lepidosauria; Squamata; Phrynosomatidae.